UUUAAUGUUAAUUUUUGACAAAUUAUAUAUAUUUAAAUGAUCAAAUAAAAUUGAUAAAACAUGCAAAAAAUAAUUUUCUAAGUAUUGCUUUAUUUUAUUGGUAAUUUUUUUAUUCUUCUGUUCUAUUUUAACACGUGCAGAGAAGUGACCGAUCACGUGGUCAACACGUGUUUACUCUCUUUCGAUUGUGAUCGACCAAUAAAAAUCUCUAGCGGAAUGAUACCGACAAACUGUUGGUUUAUAGCAGGUUCCAAGUUAGAAUAUAGAUGUAAUGGUUUGAAUCCACUCAAUAUGACGCUACCAAAGUGCAAAUUCCGAACUGAUUGGUUGAAACAAAAGGACAAGGCAGAUUGUACAGUAGGAUUAUGGGCAACUGUACGUUCAGACACUGAUGUAUUUUGCAAAGUAUGUAAUUGCAUAAUACAAGUAAAAAAAGGUUUCCAAGCACUUUUUGAUCAUGGAGGUACUGUCAAACACAGACAAAAAUUUACCUGUGCUUAUGGUCCAAGACAGUUACACCUGACAUUGGUUGCACCAGGUGAUAGUUUUGCAGGCCCAUCAAAAAAUGAUGAAAUUCCAAGUAAUACUGAUAAUGGGACUGGAGAAGGAUUGGCAACUGUGAGUUUAUAUAAUCCAAGAGAUGCUGCAUACCAUGCAGAACUGAUAUGGGCCAUGAAAACAAUAUGUAGUAAUUUCUCAUUUGCUGCUUCUAAUAAUAUGGUUCCAACACUACAAGCAAUGCUUCCAAAAACUAAACUUCCUGAAGGAAUAUCAAUGAGUGAGAAGAAAUUGCGCUAUUUAAUAACUGAAGCAUUGGCUCCCUACUUCCAAAAAAAAAUGCUAGAAGAAAUCCACUCUUCAUUUUUUACAGUUACUUAUUAUGAAACCAUCAAUGUGGAAAGUAAGAAAGAGUUACAGAUAAUGAUUAGAUUUUGGUCUGAGCAAAAAGAACAAGUUGUCUGCAGACACCUAAAUACAUGCUUUCUUGGACGGGCAGAUGCAGAAACAUUGCAUACAUACAUUAUCAAAGCUAUCGAUGAUGCCAACCUGUCACUACACAAACUUUUGAUGAUAGGAUCAGAUGGUCCUAAUGUUAAUCAAAAAGUGUUACGACUUUUUAAGGAAGAUAUACUGGGAAUUCGCAAGAAAAGUAGUUUACAGAAACAGAAAAAAAGAGCAGAAGAGGAAGCACAGAAAAAUUUUGAAGAACAUCAAAAGAGAGCUAUUCAUGUCAAGGAAAAGAUUAUGGCACUGCAGCAGAGUUUAAAACAGAAAAAAGUAGAAGUGAAAUACACGAGACAGGCCAGGUUUUGUUAGAAGCAGCAAACAAAAAACUGGAGAAGGCCAUUAAUAGCAAGAAUAUGAAUGAAAUACGGGCAGCACAUGUCAUGCUUGCUAGUGUUAAAAGUGUUCAAAAGCAAGAGGAAGCAAAAAAGAAGGAAGUUGAAAACAUUCAGAAAAAUCUUAAUAAAAGAACAUCAUCUUUCUUGACUGAUUAUUUACAGAAGAAGCCAAAGACUUAUUAAGUAUUCAUGGUUUACUGGAAAUAUUACAGUAUAUACAAAAAGUUUUAAAAUGUAUUUAACCAUAACAAUAAAAAUAAAAAACUUUUACUGCUAUUUUGCUGAGUUUUCUUUCCAUGUUUUCACUUUGUUUUGUCACUACAGGUAGCUCUCAGUUUACACCGCAGUUCCAUUCCUACAAAAUCCGGCACAAAUGAAAUCAGCGUAAAAUGAACCCAUAUUUACAGUGAGGUAUAGUGUUAGGAUCUACAUAAGUGAAAAAUAAGCAAAUAAUUUUGUUUAUUAAUACAAUAUAAUGCAAAAUACAUAUAAGUUUAAUUUUUAAAACGUAUUUUAUCAUAAAAUAAAGUGAAAUGUUUUUAUUAAAAAAUUUUAGUUUCGGAUCUCGUACAUUUUUUGGAAAGAAGUAUUCAUCUUUAAUAACCUUUCCUACACUCGAUGAUUAAAAAAUUAGCUCACAAGAAUAAUUUAAGAAUAAUUUAUCAUUGUAAUCCUACGAUUUAUAGAAUUCUACAAAAUGAUAAGAAGAAAGGAAACCGUAACAAUAGUACAGGAGUGUAUUCUAUUCCUUUAAGUGACCACUGUUUUAAUUCAGAUCUCGUUUACGUUGGUGCCACUAUGAGACUUUUAAAACAGAGGCUUAAAGACCAUCUUUAAUUGUUUACAUUUUUGUUUUCUUUCAUUGAGAAUUUCGGAAUAUGGUCGAAUAUGAUGCUCCUUUUUACAUUUGCACUUCUCUCCCAAUCAUUGUCUAACUCACAAAGUUCAUCCAUCAAACUUUCCAUUGUUGAAAGGAUACAUUAACCCGACAUAGAGCUACAGACAAGCGGAGACACUGAUUGGUCGACCACUGGUUGCCAUAGCCCAUAUAUAAGGUCAGUUUGAGCAGGAAAAUUGAAGGUGGCUAAGAAGAGAUAGAUAUCGUCUGGCCAAUGAAAAGUAGAUUUGUCUCACUAAUGAUGAUUUGUGAUCGCUGGAAGUGCUACUGCGUCGUAAAGUGUUUUCCUGAACGAUCUGAUACGGGAUACAUUCAUUGGCACUAUUGAUUCAGACACCAUUUGUUGGACUAUUAAGUUUAAUAACUUGACUCGUGGGUACCUAAAUGUUUAGUAUUUUAAUAUUAAUUUAAUGCAAAUGUAUAUAUACCCAAUAAUAUUAAACAGAAAAAAUAAAUAUAUUUAAUAAAAAUCUUUGUUUUAACGAAUGUACAAUGUCGCGGUUCAGUAAAUAUGUCAAUACUGAAAUGAAAAUCAGUCUAGCAUAGGGAAAAUUGGGGAAUUACACUGCAAAAUAGCAAAUUGCACAGCGGCAUUAUUGUGAAUCGGUGUAAAUUGAGCUGGCGUAAACCAAGGGCUACCUGUAUUGCACUCACUUUUUCUGUAUUUCAACUCACUUUUCUCACUUUUUCAGAGGGGAAAUGGCACUCCCAGGCCUGUAAUUAACAUAAUUAAAGUAAUUUAAAAUUGUAACAUUCAUUUUGGAAGAUCCUGUGUGUUAAUAUCUAAUAAGGAAUUCCAAUAAAAUUCUGUCCACUGGGUAAACCUUAUCAUACUCACAAAUACAAAGUACAAUAAUUAAUUUAGUUUUCUCUCUAAAUUCUGUUUUCAUUAUUUGUUAGCAUUAAUGAAAGUAGACAGUUAAUAAUUAAAGCAUAAUGAAUAUAUGAAAAUCAAUACUUAACUUGUUAUUCAAUGGUAAUAGUUUUACAUAAUGUUAUUUGUUAAGCAAAAGCACAUAGAAAAAUCAUGCUGGCUCAUAAACU
Messenger RNA from Centruroides sculpturatus (bark scorpion), 3285 nucleotides. RefSeq lists its product as uncharacterized. The coding region runs from base 217 to 1317 and encodes 366 amino acids. The record is from RefSeq and is a predicted model, not a curated record. The transcript has a single exon. NCBI's taxonomy places the organism in Eukaryota, Metazoa, Arthropoda, Arachnida, Scorpiones, Buthidae.